UGUCUUAAGUCGGCAGCUCCUCUCUCUCUCUCUCUCUCUCUCUCUGGACUGGCUUCUAUAUAAACCACACGUAAAACCCCAUUGGAAGAAAGAAAGAAAGAAUCCAACCUCUCCCGCCUUCAUAAACCCCCCUCAAAACCUGCUGCAAACUUUCUAUCGUGAUUCUUCUUCACAGUUACGUUUACUUUAUUCAUUGGUAUUUUCUUCCCUCCUUUUAAUUGGCGUUUUGGGUUGAUGGGAUUUGCUUAAUCUGGGCGUUGAAUUAAUUGUUUAAUAUAAUACUUUGAUUGGUAUUUGAUAAAGUUGGGGUCGUUUGUCUCAGUAAGGCGGUUUGCUACUCUUUACUCGCUUUGGAAAGUGUUCAUGUUGUAAAUAGGGAUCUAUUUAGGAAAGUUGAAGCUUUUGACUAUGAAAACCCCAUCUAGGUCUGAUUUCCGGUAUUAAAUUGGCCCUAGUUUGGUUAAUUUGUGAAGCUAGGGUUCUGAAUCUUGAAUUGGGUAGGAUUGGUUGGAAGAUACUAGGUCCAGUCUAAUUGGUUUAUACUUUAUAGGGGAUUCUGAAUUUGCUUCACUCUAGAAGACUUAGAAGGGUAUUUCUGUUUUUGACAUUAGGAAGUUUUUGAAAGUAAAUUUCGGCAGCUAUUUUUUGUUAGCAAGGACAAUGGAAUCAAUUGCAACGGCGUCUAUUUUGGGGUAUCCACCGGUAUGGGAGAGAUAUUGCCCAAAGGAUGUCUCAAGCAAAAGGAAUCCAUUUAAUUUCUGCCGGUUUCCAGUAACGAAAUUCCUUGGUAGAAAACUCGUUUGUUCUGCUCCCAUGUCGCGAUUGGGAGUUGGUCGCUUAGCAGUUCCAUCGAUUAAGGCUAAAGCUGUGGAGCUAACCAAGAAGGCAUAUUGUUUUUUAGAAGAGCGAAUCGAUAGGGGUUUUGAGAAGCGAGUAGACACUGGAUUGGAUCGAAAACUGGGGUUGUGGCCACGGGAGAAUAAGGCUGAUAAGCCUUCACUAGAAAAUCCAUUGCUUCAACGAGAAAGAAUGGGUUCUGGGUGGUUUGGUGCAAUCUUUGAAUGGGAAGGGGUUUUGAUUGAAGAUAACCCUAAUCUCGAGAAUCAGGCCUGGCUAACUCUUUCUGAGGAAGUAGGAAAAUCCCCUCCCCUGGGUUUCAUACUUAAUAGAAUCCAAGGGAUGAAGAAUGAACAUGCCAUUUCUGAAGUUCUCUGCUGGUCUAGAGACCCAACUCAAGUGGCAAGAAUGGCUUCAAGGAAAGAACGGAUUUACCAAGCUUUACGUGGUGGGAAAUAUGGAUUCCGAUUUGGGUCGAAGGAGUUUGUCAAGUUCCUGAUGGAUUACAAGAUUCCAAUGGCAUUGGUCUCAACUCGUCCAAGAAAAACCCUUGAGAAAGCAGUUAGAGCCAUGAGGAUGGAAGGUGUUUUUAGCGUUAUUGUGGCAGCAGAAGAUGUGUACAGAGGGAAACCUGACCCGGAAAUGUUUGUUUAUGCGGGGCAGCUUCUGAAUUGUAUACCGGAGAGGUGUAUUGUGUUUGGAAAUUCGAAUCUUACAGUUGAGGCGGCUCAUGAUGCCCGGAUGAAGUGUGUGGCGGUUGCUAGCAAGAAUCUGGUGUAUGAACUUGGGGCUGCUGAUUUGGUGGUGACUCACCUGAAUGAGCUUUCUCUUGUUGAUCUGAAGAAUCUUGCUGCUAUCGAAUCAGCUGAGUUUGGGUCUGGCGAGUUGGAGCUGGAGAUGGAGAUGGAGGAAGAAGAUGAGCCAUACCGAUCUUCGUAUGCAGCUGUCAAUGAUGAUUUCUGGUAACCCCUUUGUAAUGUAAGAGUACUAAUCUAUAUUUUGAUUACUGAAGUUCACUUUGGUUAUACUGUAUAUAAGUAGGAAAAUUUGAAAAGCAAAAGAAUAAGGUAGUCUACAUUGGACCACCUUUAUAUCAUCAUGCAUGUGUUGUUCAUAAUGUUACAUUAUUGAUGAUGGUUUGGUACUUGCCAAUUAUCUG
This is a messenger RNA of Rhododendron vialii, 1996 nucleotides long. Its product is annotated as 5-amino-6-(5-phospho-D-ribitylamino)uracil phosphatase, chloroplastic-like. The transcript has a single exon. The record is from RefSeq and is a predicted model, not a curated record. Bases 661 to 1803 code for a protein of 380 amino acids. Lineage: Eukaryota; Viridiplantae; Streptophyta; Magnoliopsida; Ericales; Ericaceae.